Benincasa hispida (wax gourd) is the source of this 1636-nucleotide messenger RNA. Its product is annotated as ARM repeat superfamily protein. Lineage: Eukaryota; Viridiplantae; Streptophyta; Magnoliopsida; Cucurbitales; Cucurbitaceae. The record is from RefSeq and is a predicted model, not a curated record. Gene Ontology annotation, molecular function: ubiquitin protein ligase activity. Gene Ontology annotation, biological process: protein ubiquitination.
ACAAAUUUUCUAUCUCUCUCUCUCUCUCUCCUCUUUCCAGUGAUAUAUAAAUCGACUCCAUUGAUUCAUUCCUUCAUCAGCUUAACCAACAGUAACAGGGAAGAAGAACAAGAAGUAGAACAGGAUUUGUACUUCCAACAUUCGUUUUUCUUCUGGGUUUUCGUUUGAUUUCUAUUGCGGAAUCUGCAAUGAUCUUUUCAUGGAGGAAAAACAAAUUGGGGUUUCUUACCAAGUUGAAAAAAGAGCUUCCAGGGGUCGAUUCAGGUUCGGAAAUCGCGAUUCCUUCUCAUUAUAUGUGUCCGAUUUCGCUUGAUUUGAUGAAGGAUCCUGUGAUUUUGUCCACUGGGAUUACUUAUGAUAGAGAGAGUAUUGAGAAAUGGAUUGAUGGGGGAAAUUUUUCAUGUCCUGUGACGAAACAGGAUUUGAUUAGUUUCGACCUAAUCCCUAAUCAUUCUUUGAGGAGGUUGAUCCAAGGUUGGUGUGUUGCGAAUCGUUCAUAUGGGAUCGAGCGGAUUCCGACGCCGCGGAUUCCGGUCUCCCCGUAUGAAGUUAAGGAGAUUUGUUCGAGAAUCUCGAUCGCGACUCAAAGAAGCGAUUCGAAGAAAUGCAGUGAAUUGAUGGGUAAGAUCAGGAAUUGGGCGAAAGAGAGCGAGAGGAACCGGAGGUGUAUUGUGAAUGGAGGAACUGGGGAUGUUUUAGCAGCUUCGUUUGAGCAUUUUGCUGGUGUUUCGAUUGAAAAACAUGUGGGUUUGUUGGAGGAGAUUUUAUUGGUUUUGGCUUGUGUGUUCCCAGUCGCCGUUGAAGGCUUAUCUAAGCUCGGAUCUGCUGAUUCUUUGAAAUGCUUGGUUUCCUUCUUAAUCGGUAAAGAUCUUUCUCCCAAACAGAACGCAGUUUUUGUUCUGAAAGAACUCUUGUCAGCUGAUAGAAGAUAUGUUAAUUCAUUGGCUGCCAUUGAAGGAGUAUCUGAAGCUUUAGUUAGCAUUAUCAAGGAGCCUCUUUGCCCCUCUGCUACAAAAUCAUCCCUUACUGUCAUUUUCUACAUGAUUUUACCAUCAGAUAUUGGCGAGAAAAUGGCAUUGAAAUUUGUGGAACUAGGCUUGGUCUCUCAGCUACUAGAAUUUCUGGUAGAUGCAGAGAAAAGCCUGUGUGAGAAAGCUUUGGGAAUUUUGGAUGGAGUUUGUGAUUACAAACAAGGAAGAGAGAAGCUUUACAAGAAUGCACUAACCAUUCCACUCUUAGUCAAGAAGAUCCUAAGAGUUUCAGAGUUAGCCACUGAAUAUUCUCUGUCAAUAUUGUUGAAGCUCUGCAAGAGUGGAGAGAAGGGUGAGGAUGAAGUGAGAGUUGAAGCUGUCCAACUGGGUGCUUUCCAGAAGAUAUUGGUUCUCUUACAGGUUGGUUGUGGUGGUGACAUGAAGGACAAGGUCACUGAGAUGUUGAAAUUAUUGAAUCUCUACAAAGAUAGGCUAGAUUGUAUUGAUUCAUCCAUGCAUUUUAAGUACUUGAAGAAAUCAUUUUGAUUACUGAAAGAGAAAAGACAGAUUUUUCUUUUGUUAUUGUUUAGAUAGUGAAAAAAUGUAUAUAGAUACACAAACACACAGUUAAAUUAAUGAUUACUGAGAAAAGAGAUUUAUACUUA